AUGCUUAUAUUUCUAUUGAUUAUUGUAAUUACAAGUGGAACAGAAAGUAUUAAUAAUAAAGAAGAAAGAAAUAGAGAAGUAACACAUAUACAAAUAGAACCAAAACAACACAAAAGAAUGUAUAAUGGAUAUAAUAUACAAUUAAAAGGUGAAGUGUCACAAGAACCAACUAUGACAUUAACCCAUGAAUCAACAGAAGCACAAAACAUACAAACAAAACAAGAUGUAUCACCAAAAAACUCCAAUGAUUCUGGAGAACAAAAAGAAACAAAAAUAGUGACACCAAACACUGAAACACAAACAACAAGCACAACAAAUGUACCAACACAAGGAACAGACACACAUAAUAAUCCAGAAUCUACUGUAACACAUCCAGAAUCAAAAGUUAACCAAAACCCAACCAGUGAAUCAGGAACAAUCAGUCCAAGUAAUGGACAAAGUGAGGCAACUCCAGCAAAUACGGAAGGUUCAACAAAUUCAGCCAGUUCAACGUCGUCAAAUAAACAAACAGACUCAUCAAAUGGAAACAAUGCAGAUAAAAAUAAACAGGGAGAUAGUCCUGAAGGAUCAGGGAAAAGUCCAAAACCAACAAAUGGACAAGAAGAGAGUAUAAACCAAAAUGAACAAACAACAACUGGGUCAGGAAAAGAUAGUGGAAAAGGGGAAUCUACAACAGCUACCACACAAGAUGGACAAGGAACAACAGAUAGACCAACAGGUGAAGGAAAUAAUGUAACCCCAACAAAUGGAAAAAACGAUGUACCAACAGAUGGAACAUCUACUAAAGAAGAUGGAAAAGGUAGUAAAACUGAAGAAAGUGAAAAAGUCACAGAUGGAACAGGAAAAGAAUCUGGACAAAAACCAAAGGAUGGGGAAGAUGGUAAACAAACAAAGGGACAAAAUGAAAAUACAACAGAUAGCAAAACUGAUUCAAAAGAAAAUACAAAAACUAACAGUGAACAAAAUGGAAAGAAUAGUUCAAAUGAAAAACAACAAACAACUUCAGAAGAAAAGCAUAAUACCACAAAUACUAAUUCUGAAAAUAAAACAGAUGAUAAAUCAAAUAAUAUCAAUGAUGAACAAAAUGAACAUCAUAAUAUGGAUAAUGUCUCAACUAUUUUCAUUCUUCUCUCUACAAUCACUCUAACUUUGUUAUUUUAA
This is a messenger RNA of Entamoeba histolytica HM-1:IMSS, 1161 nucleotides long. RefSeq lists its product as uncharacterized. The transcript has a single exon. The record is from RefSeq and is a predicted model, not a curated record. Lineage: Eukaryota; Evosea; Mastigamoebida; Endamoebidae. The coding region runs from base 1 to 1161 and encodes 386 amino acids.